Molecule: messenger RNA, 796 nt
Organism: Brienomyrus brachyistius
Lineage: Eukaryota; Metazoa; Chordata; Actinopteri; Osteoglossiformes; Mormyridae
Product: prolactin-like
Exons: 6
Coding region: 167-796 (209 amino acids)
Biological process (GO): positive regulation of cell population proliferation; response to nutrient levels; positive regulation of receptor signaling pathway via JAK-STAT
Cellular component (GO): extracellular region
Molecular function (GO): hormone activity
Source: RefSeq, a predicted model, not a curated record
GCGGAAUCCUUGCGACCUUGGAUAGGACAGGGGGUUACAGAAAAUGGAUGGACGUUAUUCAUAAGACAUUGUAGCUUCAUUAUAGGCAAGAUGGACUCUAUAAAAUGGGAACAAAGUGAUGGAUAUCUAAAGAACAGCAGAAAGAAGGAGCUGUAAAGUGAACAAGAUGGUUCGGCGGUCACCGGGGAGCAAGCUUUUGUGGACAGUGCUGCUAUAUUUCUUGGCUCAGGGUCAGUCCCUUGACCUGAAGGACCUGAUGGACAGAGCAGUUCAGCAAUCGGACAAACUGCACUUCCUUAGCGCAUCUCUAAAACAUGAUCUGGAUUCCCAUCUUCCAGUGACAAUGGGAAAGAUUCCCAGGCUGUCUCUGUGCCACACGUCAUCUCUGAACACCCCUACUGAGAAAAGCCACGCACUCAGCCUUCCGGAGGCGGAGCUCCUAUCCCUCAUCCGUACCCUCCUCCUUUCAUGGAAAGAUCCCCUGCUUGCUCUCUCAUCAGAGACUCUGUCUUUAGCACAUCCCUACAAAAACAGGCUCUCCACUAAAGCCAAGCAACUGCACGAACAUUCCAACAACCUCAGCACCGGACUGAAGACACUGGCUGACAGGAUGGGAACACUGCCAUCCUCUCAUUCCCCUAUUUCUUACGACAAAAAUCUUGGAGAAGACAUUGAAUCUCAAACGGUCAACUUUCACUUCCUGUUGUCCUGUUUUAGGCGGGAUUCGCACAAAAUUGACAAUUUCCUCAAAAUCCUUCGCUGCAAGGCUGGCAUACUCCAACAGGCAUGCCAGUAG